AAGAGACAGAAGACAACUCAUUUGAAGCUCCUCAGCAGCAGACCUUUGGCCAAGCCCUAGUCUUCACAAAUACUCAGCACAGCUCUCAGAUGGUAUCAGGAAUUGGCAGUUCCAGUGCUGUAAACUCCUGUUCUUCUCAGAGUCUGUCUGCAGUUCUUUCUUCUGGCUUUGGAGAACUUGGAUCCUCUAAACUGGCAAACUGUACUGGAUCCCAAAUUUUGGAACAACUAAAAUCCCCAGAUCUGGGUCAGUUUACCUCUCAACAAAACAAUAGUAACUCUACCAAUGCUACCAUAACUGCCACAUCAUCUUGGAGUCUAAAACCACCCAUUACUCAGUCCUCAGUCCUCAGUCAGUUUGACUUUAAAUCUCAGCCUGAACCAUCCCCAGUUCUGAGCCAGCUGACUCAACGACAGCAACAAAAAAUGCAGGCAGUACCCGUUCUUCCACCUGGACUGGAGUCCUUCUCCUCCCAGGUAAAACUUCAAGAGCCCUCACCAGUAGACACCUCUACAGCUAUCAGCAAAAUGCUACAGCUUCCGAAUAUAUCUUUGGAAAACCAGACAGUGACUGCCCAUCAAACCCAGCAGAAACAGAUAAAACAACCAAAACGGAGGAUAACUCCAGCAUCCAAGAUUCCUGCCUCUGCUGUGGAGAUGCCUGGAUCAGCUGAUAUGGCAGGGUUAAAUGUUCAGUUUGGAGCUCUGGAGUUUGGAUCAGAGCCUACACUCCCAGAGUUCAGAUCAAGCAGUGAAAAUGCCAGCCAGAUGACCAACGAUAGCUUGUACUCAAAAUCUGUAAAUGAUCCUUUGAAUACCUCUUUGCCGAUAUCCAGUACAGUACAGGAGUCCACAUACACAACCUCUUCCACUCUGACCUGCUCAUCCCAGAACACUAGCCUAGUAACAACAACUUCCUAUAACCAGACUUCUGUGCAUAGUAGGAUAUCAUACCAAAGCUCCAUGGCUCCAUCUGAACCAAUACCUGUUGCAGUUACGAAUGGACACGGUGUUAGAACACAGGCAACUCUUGACACUACUUCAUCAGUUCCAGUGUCUAAGACAGAACCUUCUCCCUCACUGCCUUCCGCUGGUUCUCUGCCUAGUGUGGUACCCGCCACCACUUCACUUCUGCCUUCAGCAUUGCAGCACAUAGCAACAUUGCCCAGCUUGCCUCAGUCCAGUGACUUGGCCAGCAGCUCGCUUACCCAGUUAAGCAGCUCCCUUUCCAAUCAUCAGAGCAGUCUCUCCCCUGCCUCAGUGUUGUCUUCAAGCACAUCACAUGCACACACUAGUGUUGAGAACACAACUUCGCUCCAGCCCUCGACAACCUUUUCAACUGCUUCAACCUCAGCUACUAGCACCACCUCUUCGGUUGUCAGCAUAUCAAGCAGUAUGAACACUACAAACAGCCUUGGCCUGAGUGUUACCAGUGUGUCUAUACCAGCUACUACUGCACGAGCAGCUCCCUUAGUGUCUUCAGGCAAAACUCCUCCAAACCUGCCCCAGGGUAUACCACCCUUCUUGCAUAAUCAGUACAUUGUGGGACCUGGAGGACUUCUGCCUGCCUACCCAAUUUAUGGUUAUGAUGAUCUCCAGAUGCUUCAAUCCAGGCUGCCAAUGGAUUACUAUGGAAUUACAUUCCCCGCUCCUGCAACCUUGACAGGCAGAGAUGGGAGCCUUGCUAACAACCCAUACUCAGGUGAUGUAACAAAAUUUGGCCGUGGUGAUUCUACCUCCCCUGCUCCUGCUACCACUCUAGCCCAGCCACAGCAGAACCAGACACAGACUCACCAUACGACUCAGCAGCCCUUCCUCAACCCAACCCUGCCACCGGGGUACAGCUACACUGGGUUACCUUACUAUGCUGGUGUGCCAGGCAUACCCAGUGCAUUCCAGUAUGGGCCAACCAUGUUUGUACCUCCAGCACCUGCUAAACAGCACGGAGUCAAUUUGAACACUGCCUCCACUCCUUUCCAUCAAGCAAGUAGCUAUGGGCAGCAUGGCUACGGAGCAGCAGGCUAUGAUGACUUAACGCAGGGAACAGCAGCUGGAGAUUACAGCAAGGGAGGCUACAGUGGGUCAUCUCAAGCACAAAGCAAAUCUGCUGGCACUGGACCUGGGAAAGGUGUUUCUGUAACUUCAAGUAACACAGGUGUGCCUGAUAUCAGUGGCUCUGUCUAUAACAAGACUCAGACGUUUGAUAAGCAGGGAUUCCAUGCUGGCACACCACCUCCUUUCAGCAUGCCCUCUGCUCUUGGAUCUACUGGGCCCCUGAACCCUGGUGCUGCCCAGGUUAUGCUCCAGCUCCUUUUCUCCAUAUCCUGCCUGCACAUCAGCAGCCUCAUUCACAGAUGUUGCAUCAUCAUCUUCAGCAAGAUGGGCAGGGUGGAUCCAGCCAGCGCAACCAGCCAGCACCAUGCAGCAAAAGUCUCAGGCUACCAAAACUGCCUAUGGCACUUCUCCAUACUGGACUAACUAAAUGUGAAAGGAGAAGAGAGGAAAGAAAAAAAAAAAAAAUACUGAAGCCCAAACCCAUUCCUGAAAUUAGUAGAAGUAACUGGUCAGCCAACCAUCUGUGUGGGGAGAAUUGUAGCCAGCCAUCCUCUGUGUGACUAGCCUGCUUCCUCUUUGAGUUGCUGUUGUAUGUAAUAUAUUUAUGUAUUUGUAAAUGUAACAGAGCCUAAAUGUGGUUUUCUGCAUCUUGAAGCCUGUUUUAUUUUCUUUGUAGGAAGACUAAUUAUUCACUUCCUGUAUACACCAAGGCCUCCUUCCUUGUUUUUCAAGCUUUAUGGGCAUUAUGACUGUGCCAUUUUUAUUGGAGCUAUUUAUUUAGUGCAAUUCUAAAUUCAGGCAAAUACGGAGGCCUGGCUUUUAAAAGAGAAUCAAGAUGUAUCCUGUUUGUUUGACUUCUGCCCCCACCCACCAGUAUAGCUGUUAUUUUGCAGAUGAACUCAGGGGCGGUUAGGUCACCUCUUUAUUUUUUAAUUUUUAAAUAAAUAAUAAGAAAAAACUUUUGGUUUUGGUUUUGUUUCUCAAGCAAGAGACUUUGAAUGGCUCAUUGGGUCCUGGACCCUCCUUUGCAUCAUCAAAGGCAAAAACUAUGUAAGACUGUCUUAAAACUAUAAGCUAUUUCUUGUACCUCUUCUUGGCCUGAGCCACCCUGCCCAGGAUUGACAGAGUGGCUGGAUGAAAACUUCACCUGUUCUUCCUUUUUUAAAACAAAGGCCAGAGAAGCAACUCCUGGUACUUGUGUUAUGUACCAGUGCAGUGAACGUUUUAGGAGUUUCUUUUUAGCCCUUCCCCUUAUCUAAUAAAAGAUAUGAGCAUAUCACGUGUUUGUCUGCUUUUCAAAGGCUCAAGGAACAGUUUUGCUUGUACAGCUUGUCCUUUUCUACCUCAUCCCGCAGCAACCAGAGUAAAGCUCAGCAGGAAGGGGGUGCUGUGG
Molecule: messenger RNA, 3447 nt
Organism: Centrocercus urophasianus (Greater sage-grouse)
Lineage: Eukaryota; Metazoa; Chordata; Aves; Galliformes; Phasianidae
Product: ubiquitin-associated protein 2-like
Cellular component (GO): cytoplasm; nucleus
Source: RefSeq, a predicted model, not a curated record